Messenger RNA from Olea europaea var. sylvestris, 1439 nucleotides. RefSeq names its product homeobox-leucine zipper protein HOX11-like. The coding region runs from base 91 to 1152 and encodes 353 amino acids. Gene Ontology annotation, molecular function: sequence-specific DNA binding; DNA-binding transcription factor activity, RNA polymerase II-specific. Lineage: Eukaryota; Viridiplantae; Streptophyta; Magnoliopsida; Lamiales; Oleaceae. The transcript has 4 exons. Gene Ontology annotation, biological process: regulation of DNA-templated transcription. The record is from RefSeq and is a predicted model, not a curated record.
UAUCAGAAUCUCUCUAUAAACACACCUUCUAGUGCUUUCAAUCUAAAAUUUCUCCUCUCUCUCUCUCUCUAGAUUUCUUAUUGAUGAGGGAUGGAGUUGGGCUUAAGCUUAGGAGAUGCAUCAAAACCAGUUGGGUUCUUGACGAAGAACGGUGACUCAGAAAAGCAUAAGAAAAACGGUUUUGGGUUCUUCGUGGAGUUGGGUCUCAACACAAAUGGUGGAAAUCAAGAACUUGCAGAGAAAUCACAUGAAAAUGAUGGUGGUGAUGAUGAUCAGACUUCAGAAGAUACAAGAGCUAACAUGGAAAAUACUCCGAUUCAACUUGAUCUUCUUCCUCGUUCUUCUGUUCCUUGUCAAACUCCAUCUCAAAUUCAACCCCGUCCAUGGUCUUCUGAUAAUGGAAGUUCAGAAAAUGGUUCGAUAUCAGGCAACGUGGGGCUUGUAGCGGUGGUGAGGGAUUUGGAGGUGAACAGGCUGCCGGCGGCGGCUACAGAGGAGGCGUCGUCGGCAAACAGUGUGGGAUCACCCCUUCAGAUGAAUUUUGGCAUAUAUGUAAAUACUGGAAAUGGAAAUCUUGGAGCAAACGACGUAGUAGAGACGGAAAGAGUGUCUUCUAGAGCCAGUGAUGACGAUGAAAACUGCUCAAACACGAGAAAGAAACUCAGAUUAUCUAAAGAACAGGCUGCUUCUCUUGAAGAAAGCUUCAAAGAACACAGCACCCUUAAUCCUAAACAAAAGUUGGCACUUGCAAAACAGCUCAAUCUUAGGCCCAGACAAGUUGAAGUCUGGUUUCAGAACAGAAGAGCGAGGACCAAGUUGAAGCAAACAGAAGUAGAUUGUGAGUAUUUGAAGAGGUGUUGUGAGACACUAACAGAAGAAAACAGAAAGCUACACAAGGAGUUGCAAGAAUUGAGGGUUCUCAAGACUUCAAAUCCAUUCUACACACAACUUCCGGCCACCACCCUCACCAUGUGCCCCUCUUGUGAACGCGUAGCCAGCACUUCCACCGCCGCUCCAGCCACCACCACCACAGCCAGUAUUGACUCUACAACAAAACCCAUAAAUCCAUUUCCUUUAACUAGACCAAGGUUUUAUCCCUUCUCCCAAACACCACCACCUGCCCACCAACACCACCAAUCUGCAGCCUCAUGAAUACAAUGGAAAAACGUGAAGAAUUUCUAUGUGAAUUGUGUAGAUAUACUGAAAUUUGUUCUCAUUUUGUUUGGCUUUAGAUGGGUCUUUGUUUGAUGUUUAAGGGUGUGGUGAUCCACUUAUGAACAUUUUUUCAGAUCAUAUUAUGUGAAUUUUUGUGGAAGAAAAUACGAGUUAGAAAAAUAGUAGUAAAUAUUUUUCCAAUGAAAGGUGUAGUAGCCACCUCUUAUUUUCGUUUUCUUCGAACAUAUAUAUAAAUUACGAAAGAAAUUAUUCCAAUUAUGUUA